This is a messenger RNA of Mycetomoellerius zeteki, 1543 nucleotides long. It is a transcript of the gene Pyroxd1, whose product is annotated as pyridine nucleotide-disulfide oxidoreductase domain 1. NCBI's taxonomy places the organism in Eukaryota, Metazoa, Arthropoda, Insecta, Hymenoptera, Formicidae. The record is from RefSeq and is a predicted model, not a curated record. Bases 55 to 1506 code for a protein of 483 amino acids. Gene Ontology annotation, molecular function: oxidoreductase activity. The transcript has a single exon.
UCUUUAAUUAUUUAUAUUAUCAUAUUAUGAUGUCUGUAUAAUCCUUUAUUAAAUAUGAAUGAAUUCAAGGAAAAUAUGGAAAAGAUAGAAUCUACAUUUGUCAUAAUAGGAGGCGGUAUAGCUGGAGUAUCUUGCGCUGAAGGAUUGAGUUUCCUUGCUCCAGAUGAAAGCAUAAUUUUAAUUACCGCUAGUCCCCUGGUAAAAGCUGUGACAAAUAUAGUCCCAUUAGGCAGAACAUUAAUGCAUUUCGACGUAGAAGAAAAGAGCGCAAUAGUCUUAAGCGAGAAGCAUAAAAUGUUACAAGUUAUUCAUGAUACUGCAAUUAAAAUUGACACGAUCAAGAAGCUGAUAGAAAUUGAAAGUGGAAAAGUCAUAAGUUUCAAGAUGUUGUGUCUUUGUACUGGCGCCAAACCCAAACUGAUAGCCGAAAACAAUGAUUUCGUCAUAGGUAUUCGUGAUACGGAAUCCGUAUUACAAUUUUCCUACAAACUUAGAGACGCGAGGAGAGUCAUUAUUAUUGGCAAUGGAGGAAUUGCUACCGAAAUAGUGCAUGAGGUUAAAGGCGUCGAUAUGAUCUGGGUAAUUAAAGACAAGCACAUUUCUGCAACCUUUGUCGAUCCUGGAGCUGCAGAAUUCUUUUUAGACAAGAUUUCUUCUAAAUGUGAUUUAUCAGGAAAUCUUAAUAAAGAUUCGCCAACUAAAAGAAUGAGAUAUGUUGUGUCGGAUAGCACUCCAGUUAAAAAUGGGGCUGCUCUUGGUCCGGAUUGGCAUAAUAGCUUUGAUAUAAGCGGUACACAUUUUACGCCUACAAAUGUCCAAGUUGAGUAUGAGUGUGAGAUAUCAAAAUUACUCACUUUCGAUGAACAAAAACAGUUUGAUUCCACAGAAGAGUGGCCAAUUUACGCGCAACUAACGAACGGUAAAAUUAUCGGGUGCGAUCUUAUUAUCUCAGCAACAGGUGUUACUCCAAAUUCCGACAUAUGUGGGUUGGAAGAUCUCGAAAGAGGGGAGGAUUCAGGAUUAUUAGUGGAUUGGAAGCUGGAAACUUCAAAACAGGAUAUUUACGCUGCCGGAGACGUGUGUACUGUCGGUUGGCCGAAAGCGAAACAUUGGUUUCAAAUGAGACUGUGGACGCAGGCUCAUCAGAUGGGCCGUUAUGCCGCAAAAUCAAUGGUCUCGAAUUUACGAAACGAAGAAUUCUUGCAAGACUUUUGCUUCGAACUUUUCACGCACGUGACCAAAUUUUUCUCCUAUAAAGUUGUUUUACUCGGCUUGUAUAACGGGCAAACAUUGGGGAAGAAUUACGAGAUACUUUUGCGAAUUACAAAGGAUCAGGAGUACGUUAAAAUUAUCUUACAGGAUGGCAAAAUGCAGGGUGCAGUGCUCAUUGGAGAAACGGACUUGGAAGAGAUGUGUGAAAAUUUGAUACUUAAUCAGUUGGAUUUAAGUAUGUAUGGCGAAGAUUUGUUAAAUCCUGAUAUUGAUAUUGAAGAUUAUUUUGAUUGAUAUACCAUUAACCGAAUUGCGAUCCAUCCGCUCGCCU